Molecule: messenger RNA, 5639 nt
Organism: Melospiza melodia melodia
Lineage: Eukaryota; Metazoa; Chordata; Aves; Passeriformes; Passerellidae
Gene: BICD2
Product: BICD cargo adaptor 2
Exons: 7
Coding region: 89-2626 (845 amino acids)
Biological process (GO): microtubule-based movement; protein localization to Golgi apparatus; retrograde vesicle-mediated transport, Golgi to endoplasmic reticulum
Molecular function (GO): cytoskeletal adaptor activity; dynein complex binding; dynein light intermediate chain binding
Source: RefSeq, a predicted model, not a curated record
AGCCGUGCCGCUGUUAAGAGUGGUUAAACGGCCUGCGCGUUCACCCCUUCGCCCAUCCGCCUCGGCGGCCGGCGGUCCGUCCGCCGACAUGUCGCUGGCCAUGGAGGAGGAGGAGUACGCCCGGCUGGUGAUGGAGUCGGAGCCCGAGUGGCUGCGGAGCGAGAUCAAGCGUCUCUUCCAGGAGCUGGGCGAGACCACCCGAGAGAAGAUCCAGGCGGCGGAGUACGGGCUGGCAGUGCUGGAAGAGAAGCAGCAGUUGAAGCAGCAGUAUGAGGAGCUGGAGCUGGAGUACGAGACCAUCCGCACCGAGAUGGAGCAAUUGAAGGAGGCUUUUGGACAGGCCCAUACCAACCACAAGAAAGUAGCAGCAGAUGGAGAGAGCAGAGAGGAAACCUUGAUUCAAGAAUCAGCUACCAAAGAAGAAUACUACAUGAAGAAGGUUAUGGAGUUGCAGACAGAAUUGAAACAGAUAAGAAAUGUCCUUGCCAACACACAGUCUGAAAAUGAACGCCUUAAUUCUGUUGCGCAGGAACUGAAGGAGGUCAACCAAAAUGUGGAGAUCCAAAGGGCGCGUCUGCGAGAUGAUAUUAAGGAAUAUAAAUUCCGAGAAGCACGUUUGCUGCAAGACUAUACUGAACUUGAAGAGGAAAACAUCUGUCUCCAGAAACAAGUGUCUGUCCUGAAGCAAAGUCAGGUGGAGUUUGAAGGCUUGAAACAUGAAAUCAAAAGGCUGGAAGAGGAAACCGAGUUUCUCAAUAGCCAGCUGGAAGAUGCCAUCCGGCUGAAGGAGAUCUCUGAGCGCCAACUUGAGGAGGCCUUGGAAACACUGAAGACAGAGCGGGAGCAGAAGAACAACCUUCGGAAGGAGCUGUCUCACUACAUGAACAUCAAUGAUUCCAUGUACAACAGCCACUUAAACAUCUCUUUGGAUGGGCUGAAGUUCAGCGAUGAAGCCACAGAGCCCAAUAAUGAUGAAAUCAUGAAUGGGUUUGAACAAAACUGCCUCAGCAAACUCAGCAAUGGCAAAAACAGUACUUCAACACCCAAGAAAAAUGAAAGCUUCCCUCCAGCCCCAAGUCUGGUUUCAGAUCUCCUGAGUGAAUUAAACAUUUCUGAAAUCCAGAAGCUGAAACAGCAGCUUGUACAGAUGGAAAGAGAGAAGGUUAACUUGUUAACAACGCUGCAGGAAUCUCAGAAGCAGCUGGAAAAUACACGGGGGGCCCUCUCAGAGCAGCAUGAGAAAAUUGGCAGGCUUACUGAAAAUCUGAAUGCCAUGAAGAAGCUCCAGGCCAGUAAGGAGCGUCAGUCUGCCCUUGAUAACGAGAAGGACCGAGACAGCCAUGAAGAUGGAGACUAUUAUGAAGUUGACAUCAAUGGGCCAGAGAUCCUGGAAUGCAAGUACAAAGUGGCUGUGGCAGAAAUUACUGACCUGAAGGAAGAGCUCAAAAAUUUAAAGGCAAAAUACAAAGAAUGUGAGUCUAAGUAUGAGGAAGAGAAGAGUAGAUAUGAGACUGAGAGCCAAACUCUCACUGAAAAGAUCACCUCACUGGAAAAGUCCAGUAGGCAUGAUAGAGAACAGAUGGCCAGGCUGGAGAAGGAGCUGAAGAAGGUCAGUGAUGUCGCUGGAGAAACACAGGGCAGCCUCAGCGUGGCUCAAGAUGAACUAGUCACCUUCAGUGAAGAGCUGGCCAAUUUGUACCACCAUGUCUGCAUGUGCAACAAUGAAACUCCAAACAGAGUGAUGCUGGACUACUACAAGGAAGGUAAAGGUGAACGCAGUAGUCCAGACAUCAAGGGAAGAAGGUCUCCCAUUCUUCUUUCUAAAGGGCUGUUAACUAUUGAGCUGGGAAAGGCAGAGAAUGGAAGUGGUGACAGCAGCCCAUCCCCGGUGUCAUCUCUGCCAUCCCCUGUGUCAGAUCCUCGGAAGGAACCGAUGAACAUUUACAACUUGAUUGCUAUCAUUCGGGAUCAGAUCAAGCACCUGCAGGCUGCUGUGGACAGAACAACUGAGCUGUCCAGGCAGCGCGUUGCUACUCAAGAGCUUGGCCCAGUGGUGGACAAAGACAAGGAAGCUCUUAUGGAAGAAAUCCUGAAGCUGAAAUCCUUGCUGAGCACCAAGAGGGAACAGAUAGCAACUCUGAGAACUGUGCUGAAAGCCAACAAACAGACUGCAGAAGUAGCCCUUGCCAACUUAAAAAGCAAGUAUGAGAAUGAGAAGGCAAUGGUUACAGAGACCAUGAUGAAGCUGCGAAAUGAGCUGAAGGCUUUGAAGGAGGAUGCUGCCACCUUCUCUUCCCUGAGAGCUAUGUUUGCUACAAGAUGUGAUGAGUAUGUCACACAGCUGGAUGAAAUGCAGCGGCAACUUGCAGCAGCCGAGGAUGAGAAGAAGACUCUGAACUCCUUGCUUCGGAUGGCUAUCCAACAGAAACUGGCCUUGACCCAGCGCCUGGAACAUUUGGAACUGGACCACGAGCAGUCCAAAAGGGUGCGCACAAAGUCUGCCUCCAAAGCCAAGGGCAGUAACCCCAGUGUAAGUCCCAUUCGGUCCUGUGGGGACAGGUCUGAAGGAUCUGUCCUGAACAACCAGGUGUUUUGUAGUGAGAAAUAUAAAAUCUGUUGUGACUAGGACACAUGUCUAGAAAAACCAUAUUCUGCAUCUUAUUUUAUGCUGUAACUGUCAGCGUAAAUCCCCGAUAUCUAAUGUCACAAUGAGUUGACUCCUACUAGUAUGUUGUUGAACCAGGUAAUACAAAUGUAUUACAGUGGUCCUAACUGUAACUAAUGCAUAAGUAUGGGGAUGCUAUUAACAAGUUAAUAGUGGAAACCUGUUAGCUUUUUCCACAAUUAACAUAUCUGGGGUUUGCUGUUUAUGGUAAGUGUUAAGAGUACGCCUGAUAGAGUAUGUAUCUGGUGUUACUUACUGUAGUUUGUAUAGCACAAAUGUGAUCCCUUCUCCAGGGUUGCAGCAUACUUCAAUAAAUGCUUUCAUAGGCAGAAACAAACAGAAAACCUUCUUUGUUACUGUGGCUUAAGUUGUGAAAAACAAAGGUUAAAAUUAGAGCUAUCUCCAGAAUUCAGAGCAUUUGGAAACUGGAGUCAAACUUAAUUUGCCUGUGGUAGUGGAUGUUAAAUACUUGCUGUUGUAUCACCACUAACCAAAGUCCUAAAGCUUUUAUAGGCUAUAAAAGCUAAAACAAAACCAGGUGCAUUAGGGACACUCUGCAUCCCUCUCUUCAGAGGGAUAAUCAGAAGAAACUUGCACAUUUAUAUUAAAAAUAUGCAAUAUUAACUCCAUCUGAUACAAAAGUUAAAAUAUUAAAAAUUGGGAUUCUACCUGGUAGAUAGUUCCACUUUAAGAAGUUAUGUCCUGAAAGGUUCUGUGUGGUCUUAUGUUGCUCCUUGCAAGCAUAACACUUUGGAAAGAACCCAUCUGAGAUACCCUUUACAGGAAAGUAGCCGCACAACAUGUAUGUGUAGAAUUAAUGUGACUAUGGUCUAGCAUUGUUGGUCACAAACAGUUUUUCUCAGCUCUCAGUAUUAACGUAAAUAGGUAGCAUUUCAGAGCUCUGAUCGUUUUUUUAAGUACACGGAAGAUACUGCAUUCCAUAUGCAAGCCAUGUGUUUCACAGGGCUCUACAUUAGAGGCACAGGAAAUUGAUCCAGAUCAUCCUGCUAAUAGUAAUUUAUGAAGUAGCUUAGUGCACAUAUUAAUGUUUAAAAAUUAACAAACCUUUGUCUGAUAUUGAACUUUUAAGGGGCCUUUCUACCCACUUAAUUACAAUAUGUUUGACAGUAUAGAAGUUUACUUUCUAAUUGGUGCCUACAUAACAGAAAAAGAUUUAAAAUCUUUGCUUCUAAAAUUGUGGAAAAUUUGUGGAGCACAGAAAGGCACAGUUCUUUGUUUAACCUGGAGUUUGAAGUGCCUAGCCUCAGACUUUAUUUUAAUGUAAAGCCCUGUUCAUUUUGUACUCUUUCAAAUACUUUUAUAUGCCUGUAGUGUUACUAAAAGAAAUGUGAGCCUGUGCUGGUGAGUGCUUGAUAGCAUGGUUCCCAAAGCCAUUCUAACCCUGUGCUGUGCUUGUGCUCCCCUGCCUGUCCCUGUCCUUGCUCCCAGCUUGCUCCGUGUGCUGCCCAUGCACACGCAGGAGAUAUCCAGUGCUAACAGAAGCUAAUAAGAGCAUGGCUGGUUUUCCCACUGAGGAGAAACCACGGGAAAUUUUGGCUUCCCAGAUAUUUUUAGGCAUGUUGGGGGAAAGUCUAAAUUACUACAGUGAGAUUUUAAACAAAUGGAACUUUGCUUCAAAGCUGGGAACCAUGGAAAUACUGCAGCCCAGAACCAGAAUUUCAUCUAAUGAUCUUGAGAAGAAUCAAAAAACCUCAAGUGAUUAAAUUCUAAUACAUUUCUAGAACAUGACUGCUUGGGGCUUAAAUAAAUUUCAGUUCUGGUUUUGGAAACUAGGCCCUGUGUGUCUGUUACUACUUGUAGAAAAUACUGAAUUCUCCUGAAUUUGAGCUUUAAUAUUGCUAAAUAGCAGGCUUGAUAUUUUAGAAGAGAUACCUUUUAUAAUUUUCAGUCCUGCUUUUCUCUUUGCUGCACAAUCUUCCAAAAGGCCUUUAUUCUUCUCACUCCUACAUUAAGUACAAUUUAAUACAUUGUGAAAGCAGGCUUUUGAAUGCUAACUUUCUCUGCUCUAAUAGACUCAGUUACAAUUCUGCUUCCACCAUAGUAGCGAGCUUUAACACAGUUUUCACUGCUUCCAUGUCUCUAGUGACAGUACUUUUACAAAAUACUGAUGUCAAAAAGGUAAACUGGAGAAACGAAUUGAAUGCAUUGUUAGGUUUUUCUUUGAAUUAGUUGGAAUUUUCUGUAACAAUUCUGGUGUUACCAGACAAUGACUAUUGCUUUCAGGCUUGGCUCCUUCUGUCAGUUCCAAGUGUGAGCAGUUUUGCUAUUAGCCCAAUAGCCUUAGUGAUCAUUUCCAUCUUCAGUCAUUUCUGCAAAUAUUUAAAAAACCUUAACAGCCAGCCUGCUGUUUGACUCUAUCACUGUAAUGGUUUAUCCUGUCAGAAAAAGAACUGAGGAAUGGUGUAAAGUGACUUGAUCCUGCUGUUUGUAUUUUUAGGUAAUAUUUAAGACUGAGUCUUUUAAUUCUUGAUUAACAAUUUCUUGAGAUGUUAAUUUACUAUAAGUCUUUCAUAUUAGUCCCAAUGGGUUGGGGUAAAGCAUGGAGAAUUCCUUAAGCCAUCACCUACCUCUGCAAGCAGGCUCUUCUGAAUGAUUCUCUGCAUAGGCCUGCAUGAUAUUCUGACCUGCAUGUUUCUAGAGAACCUAAAGCUUCACUGAAAACAUUUCUUGCACACUCACUGCUUUUAACUUAUGCUUGAAUAGCAAAGCUGUAUUCAGUACUUGUAAGAAUCCUUCUUUCUGCAAAGCUGUUGCUUCCAGGCUGAGCCCACAAAGCCUUGUUCACCCACUGGAAAGGCAUCUGCGAGCUGGAGUGGCUGCUGUUCCCCCAGCCAGAUAACAGACCCUCAGCCAACUAACCUGCCUGUGCAGCACAUGGAUGGGGUUAAGUUUUCAGUUGAUUGAGAAAUAAACACUCAUAUUUUUUUUCCUAAUGCUAUUUUAUUUUUCCAUU